UCAAAUGUAGAUCUUUUCAAUGUAAAAAAAAUUGUCAGUUCGAUUAACAAAUAUUUAUAUGUAUAAAUAAUGAAUAUAUAUUGUUUCUUAGUCAUAUUGUACAAAGAAAUUAUUAUUUAUCCUAUUAAAAUAUGAAUACAACUUUCAUAAAUCUUCCGGAAAUGCGCAUGCCAUGACGUUUGAGUGACAAGUGGCGGGCAUUUUUAAAAAGAUGCACCUUGUUUGAUCAAUACCCGAACGUCGAAGUAAACCAACAUAAAAUGUUAAUCCUGGGCAAUUAUGAAUUAAAUAAACUCGACCACGUCCAGCAGAUAUUAGAUAAAAAUGUUAGAACUAUAGCUCAAAAGUGCGGAAGGAGUAUUGAGCAAUUUGAGAGUGAAAUUUUACAUUUCUAUGAGGGUAGCGAAACUACCAGGGAAAUUGAAAUUGGUCAUGCGGCUAACGCUAUUCGGCACGUGGUCUCAGCUUUAAAAUCAAAAAUUGACCUUUUAAAGCACAAAAAAAUUACUCAAAUUACUGAUUUCUCGGCGUUUAAACAUGAAAUGGUACAAAUCCAAGAAAACAUUUUCGAAAUAAAAAAAUCAAAUAAGUCUGCACUAAGCCAACUGAAGGCUAUAGAAACCGAAUUAGAAGACGAACUAAACUUAUAUUACAACGCCAAGUUGCCUGAGUGGAAUCAGGAAAUCAGCUUCUGUAAUUUUGAGUUUGUUCCGUCAAAAGUGAAGGCCAGUACUGGAGCACAAAGUAAAGAAGUUAAGCAAUUCUUUGAUUUCGUGCAUCAAUCUGGUGGCCACGAAAAUGGCUGGAGAAAGGAAGAUCAUCAGUUAUUUUUAAAAUUAAGAGGCAAAUGUAAGAGAGUGGAUGAGGUGGCAACUCAGAUACAUGAAACUUUACCAGAUAUCUCAAUUGAGGAAGUGAAGUCCCAUGAAGAAUGGUACAAAAAAUACCUAAACUUACAAACCAAAAAGAAAGCAGCUAUUAACAAAUGGAAACAGAGCAAAACUAUCGAAAAACUUACCAAUAAUGUUAUAGUCAAUGAGACUGAACGUGGUGGCAAAAAAGUGGUGCAAGAAGAAAACUUAAAGGAUAAAUUGUUGCAGUGGAAGAUGGAAAGAGAGGAAAAACUACUAACAGAACAAGAAAUGGAAAAACAAAAAAUCCUGUGCCAAAUCGAAAACGAGAGACUGAAGAGACAAAAACAAAUCGAACGCAAAAAAAUCGUCAACGAAUGGAGGGAAGCCAAGAAAACGUUUGAACAGACCAAAAGGCAACAGCAAAGAAUAUACGAGGACAUUGAGAAACGCAGAAGGGCCACGAACGCCAACAAACUCAUUAAGGAAUUUCAAACGAUGGACGAAUUAUACAUCUUGAAAAUGCGACAGAUUCAUAAAAAAAUCACCGAUGAACCCAAGAAACGAAUUCAGUCGGGGCCUCCUGUAUUUAGAGAUCCUAAAAGGGUAUUAAAGCCCACCAUACAGUGGGCCCAUAGAGUUCAAGCUGCUAGGGAACCGUUAUGUGGACCUUUACCCAUUUUUGCCACACCAAAAUUGGCUAUCCCGGAAUGGAGGAAAAGCAUCAAUUAAGCCCUUAAAAAACCAGAAAUAGAAUUAAAACUAUGAUAAUUCCCACUUAAAUAUUUAUAUAUUAUAUAUUUUUUUGAAAUCCAAUUUACACACAUAUAUCACAAAGUAGGUUUAGGACUAAGUAAAGUUUAUAUAAAAAAAUUUAAUAAUAAAACCUUAUUUGCUUUAA
Anthonomus grandis grandis is the source of this 1752-nucleotide messenger RNA. Its product is annotated as coiled-coil domain-containing protein 112-like. The coding region runs from base 261 to 1583 and encodes 440 amino acids. NCBI's taxonomy places the organism in Eukaryota, Metazoa, Arthropoda, Insecta, Coleoptera, Curculionidae. The record is from RefSeq and is a predicted model, not a curated record. The transcript has 8 exons.